AUCCGUCCCUGUAAAGGAUGAAAACAGGCUCACACAUGGGCGAAAUCAUGUGUGCAUGUUGUGAAAUCUAGUAGCGGAUAUUUUUCAUGAGCCUGUGAGCCCGGCGAGCUAGCUCUAAAUGAACGGCCAGGCGGAUGUUGAGGUUGACUACAAGCGGAAAUACAAAAAUCUGAAGCGAAAAUUAAAAUUUCUUGUUUAUGAGCAGGAAUGUUUCCAGGAGGAGCUGAGGAGAGCACAGAGAAAACUCCUCAAAGUUUCCAGGGACAAGAGCUUCCUUCUGGACAGACUGCUACAGUAUGAGAGAGUAGAUGAAGACUCCUCAGAUUCAGAUGCAACAGUUUCUUCAGAGAAUAGUGAAGGAGAAGGCCCGAGGGAGAGGGAAAGAGAGCGAGAUGGAGCAAAGAAGCGAAGAAGUAGCCCUGGGGUGUGUCUUCCUUCAUCAUCCUCCCCCCAUCUCUCCCUGCUGUCUCGUUCUGGUGUAAAUCCCCUACAGUCAUCUGGCUCUGGACCCUAUCUGAACACUAUGCCCUUCCCACCAGAGUAUUUGGCUCCUCCAGCUGAACGAAUGAAGAAAGAGAGAAAAACAAAGGCGCCUAAAAACAAGAAAGAGACCAUGGGGAAGGUUGUUGCCCCUAUGGCAGCUAAUUACCCAUCAGCCACCUCGGGCACUCCAGCAGCCAGCGGCCCCUUCAGUUGGGUUCCCAGACAGAUGCUUAGUGGAGAUGCAGCUGAAGAGGAGGGUGACAGCGAUCGAGACAGCGACAGGGGAGAUGAAGACCGAGGGGAGGGAGAUGAGGCUGAACUAGUUAUCGACAUCCCAAAUGAGUGAGACGGUGUGUGUGUUUGCUUGUAUUUAUAAGCAGGGGAUGUAUAGGUUGUACUUGUGUGUGUGCAUGUGAGAGUGAAAGACAACACAAGUGUAUUUUCUGGAUUCUGUCGCCCAUUUCACAUCAUCAGAAGGGGAGUCGAGCUCCCCCCUGUGGACUUUUGUUUAAUUGCAGCAUCACUGUAAAAAUAUCUCUCAGAUGAAGGUGGUUUUCUAAUUAUUAUGUUAAGAACGAAAUCAGAGACAAAACUUAAGUUUAUGUUUUUAAGAAAAAUCAACAGCCACUGGGAUGUUUGGAUUUAUUUUUACACAGUUUCAAGAUGCCUGCUCGUUAUUUUUAUCUCUAGGAAAGAGACAAACCGACUACAACUAAGUGUUUCCUGCACAGAAAGUUUGUUUUGCAUUGUGUAACCACAAUUAAAGCUGUUAAGUGUGAUAUACAUAUAUAUGUGUUUCAAAUGUUUGCUUGUUACAUUCUGUUUUGACACUUGUCAUUUGGACUGUGUUAAUGUUCUUUUUAACAAAUUGUCAUAAAUCAGAGCUACUUCAUGUUAAUGGAGACGUUAUUUUUGCACCUAAAUCUUGUGUGUCAGAGAAUAAAAUGUAAAAUGUUGUCAUUUCGGAUGACUAACAGUUUAAAGUUAAA
Molecule: messenger RNA, 1472 nt
Organism: Larimichthys crocea (large yellow croaker)
Lineage: Eukaryota; Metazoa; Chordata; Actinopteri; Sciaenidae
Gene: ino80e
Product: INO80 complex subunit E
Exons: 8
Coding region: 119-829 (236 amino acids)
Biological process (GO): chromatin remodeling
Cellular component (GO): Ino80 complex; nucleus
Source: RefSeq, a predicted model, not a curated record